AUGCUUUACUAUAGUUUACUAUGUACAUUUUAUUUUCUGUCUACAUUUUCUUUAUUGAGUUCAAAUCCUUCGUAUACAUCAAUAUUAGAAGGUAUUUUCACCGAACAAAAAACAACAACAAUGAACAAUUCUACAGAUUUCAAAUUACUAGUGUUAUGUUACUUUGUUUUGUAUUUAGAUGUUACAUUUCAGGUCAUACAAAAUACUACUGCUACUACUACUACUACUACUAAUAAUAAUAAUAAAGAAUUAGAUUUACAAAAUGAAAUGAAUCAAUUCAAUACCAUAACAUUUCCUUAA
This is a messenger RNA of Schistosoma mattheei, 300 nucleotides long. NCBI's taxonomy places the organism in Eukaryota, Metazoa, Platyhelminthes, Trematoda, Strigeidida, Schistosomatidae. The record is from the annotation of a GenBank genome assembly.